This is a messenger RNA of Dermacentor silvarum, 785 nucleotides long. RefSeq names its product homeobox protein HMX3. The transcript has 2 exons. The coding region runs from base 49 to 726 and encodes 225 amino acids. Gene Ontology annotation, molecular function: RNA polymerase II transcription regulatory region sequence-specific DNA binding; DNA-binding transcription factor activity, RNA polymerase II-specific. Gene Ontology annotation, cellular component: nucleus. The record is from RefSeq and is a predicted model, not a curated record. Lineage: Eukaryota; Metazoa; Arthropoda; Arachnida; Ixodida; Ixodidae. Gene Ontology annotation, biological process: regulation of transcription by RNA polymerase II.
CCACAGCUGCGGGCCGCUCGAAGCCUUUCGGAAGCCGCCGCCACCGGCAUGGCGCUCACCACGGAGUCCAAGGCGGCGAAGUCGGCCAACCCGUUCUCUAUUUCGAGCAUCCUGAGUCGCAGCGAGCCCAAGCGCCAGCCGCCGCUGCUCUGCUGGGAACCCGGCCUACUCGCCAAGCCCACGCCGUGGUACCCGUGGGUCAGGCCCGCUCUGCCGAGCACGGGAUCGCCGCCUCCCUCGCGGCCCGAGCCGUCCACGAGCGCCGGCAGCAGCAGCAGCCGCGGGAGUCCGGACCUUCCUUCGGGUUCGGCGGACGGCGACGACCACAAGGGCGGCAGCAAGCAGCAGCAGCAGCAGCAGGCGGCCGCGGCGGCCGCGGCGCAGCAGCGGCGCAAGAAGAAGACGCGGACGGUUUUUACACGCAGCCAGGUGUUCCAACUGGAGUCCACCUUCGACAUGAAGCGGUACCUGUCGAGCUCGGAGCGGGCGGGCCUGGCCGCCUCGCUUCAGCUCACCGAGACACAGGUGAAGAUCUGGUUCCAGAACCGGCGCAACAAGUGGAAGCGCCAGCUGGCGGCCGAGCUCGAGGCGGCCAACCUGGCCCAGCAGCGUAUGGUACGGCUGCCAGCCGCCGCGGCUGUCCUCUACGAGUCGGCCGCGCAGGACGCGGCCGCGGCCCUCGGCCCCUUCUACUACCCGGGGGGACCGCCGCCUCCGCCGCUGUGAAGGAGGCUCCGCCGCAGCGUGUACAUAGACCCCUCCGCCUCUUUUUUGUACCUCCCUCC